Malania oleifera is the source of this 3710-nucleotide messenger RNA. RefSeq lists its product as uncharacterized. Gene Ontology annotation, biological process: lactose catabolic process. Gene Ontology annotation, molecular function: carbohydrate binding; beta-galactosidase activity. The record is from RefSeq and is a predicted model, not a curated record. NCBI's taxonomy places the organism in Eukaryota, Viridiplantae, Streptophyta, Magnoliopsida, Santalales, Ximeniaceae. Gene Ontology annotation, cellular component: beta-galactosidase complex. Bases 160 to 3498 code for a protein of 1112 amino acids. The transcript has 18 exons.
GCCGACCCAUAAACUUCACCAGGAUAUUCGAAUGUUCAGCUUUGUCUGGGUACUGAGGUGAGAGUGAAUCAAGAAGAAGUUCCUGCAGUCCCCACAGCUGCCGCCUCUGUUUCUGAUUCCCAUCUUCUACGGCACUGCGUUUGAUACUUCAAUUAGGUCAUGGCAUCUUUAGUUGGACAACUUGUUUGCCUUUCUGAUUUUGGUCACAAAGUAUGGGAAGAUCAAUCCUUUUUUAAGUGGAGGAAGAGAGAUGCUCAUGUUUCGUUGCACUGUCAUGAUACAGUUGAAGGUUCCCUUAGAUACUGGUAUGAACGCAACAAAGUGGAUUAUUUGGUAUCUAGUUCGGCAGUUUGGAAUGAUGAUGCUGUUUCUGGAGCCCUUGACUGUGCUGCUUUCUGGGUCAAGGGAUUGCCUUUUGUCAAGUCUUUAUCUGGAUAUUGGAAAUUUUUUUUGGCUCCUAGCCCUACAAGCGUUCCUGUGAAUUUCUAUGACUCUGGGUUUCAAGAUUUUGUGUGGGAAACAUUACUAGUACCUUCCAACUGGCAGAUGCAUGGAUUUGAUCAGCCUAUUUACACAAAUGUUGUGUAUCCUUUCCCACUUGAUCCGCCUCAUAUUCCUAAGGACAAUCCUACUGGCUGCUACAGAACAUACUUCGAAAUACCCAAAGAAUGGAAAGGCAGGAAGAUAUUUUUGCACUUUGAAGCAGUUGAUUCCGCUUUCUAUGCAUGGAUAAAUGGGAACCCAGUUGGGUAUAGUCAGGAUAGUAGAUUACCAGCUGAGUUUGAAAUCACCGACUUCUGUCAUCCAUUUGGUUUGGGUGAGAAGAAUGUUCUAGCUGUUCAAGUAUUUAGAUGGAGUGAUGGUUCCUACCUUGAAGAUCAAGAUCAUUGGUGGUUAUCUGGCAUUCAUCGUGAUGUGCUUCUUCUAGCGAAGCCACAGGUAUUCAUUGCGGACUAUUUCUUCAAAUCAAGCUUGUGUGAGAAUUUUUCAUAUGCGGACAUACAGGUUGAAGUGAAAAUUGAUCACUCACGGGAAAUAUCUAAAGACAACAUCCUUGCCAACUUCACUAUUGAAGCUGCAGUAUAUGACACUGGGAAAUGGUAUGACUCUGAUGAAUAUGAUCUACUUUCAUCAAAGGUGGCUCAAAUGGAUUUCAUUCCACCCUCUAGUUCAAGUCUAGGAUUCCAUGGCUAUGUACUUGGGGGGAAACUGGAAAAGCCCAAGCUUUGGUCAGCAGAGAACCCGAACUUAUACACUCUUGUUGUCAUCCUCAAAGAUGCAUCUGGCCAUGUAGUCGACUGUGAAUCUUGCCAAGUUGGUGUACGGCAAAUAUGGAAUGCCCCAAAACAGUUACUUGUUAAUGGCCAUCCGGUGAUAAUAAGAGGUGUCAACAGACAUGAACAUCAUCCACGUCUAGGGAAGACAAACUUGGAGUCCUGCAUGGUUAAGGAUUUGGUUUUAAUGAAGCAACACAAUAUCAAUGCUGUAAGGAACAGUCAUUAUCCACAACAUCCCCGAUGGUAUGAGCUGUGUGAUUUGUUUGGCAUGUACAUGAUUGAUGAAGCCAACAUUGAGACACAUGGAUUUGAUCUUUCUGGACAUGCAAAGCAUCCUACUUCAGAACCUAGCUGGGCUUUAUCUAUGAUGGACCGCGUGAUAGGAAUGGUAGAGAGGGACAAAAAUCAUGCGUGCAUUAUUUUUUGGUCCUUGGGUAACGAAUCUGGAUAUGGACCUAACCAUUCUGCAUUAGCUGGCUGGAUCCGGGGAAGGGACCCAUCAAGGUUAUUACACUACGAAGGAGGUGGAUCUAGAACCUCAUCAACAGAUGUUGUAUGCCCCAUGUAUAUGCGUGUUUGGGACAUGCUGAGAAUUGCUAAUGAUCCAACUGAAACACGGCCUCUGAUAUUGUGCGAGUAUUCACAUUCUAUGGGAAACAGUAAUGGGAAUAUUCUUGAAUAUUGGGAAGCAAUUGAUAGCACUUUUGGUCUCCAAGGGGGCUUUAUUUGGGAGUGGGUCGAUCAGGCAUUACUAAAGACAGGUGCAGAUGGCUGCAAACAUUGGGCGUAUGGAGGUGAUUUUGGUGAUACCCCUAAUGAUUUGAACUUUUGUUUGAAUGGUCUUGUGUGGCCAGAUCGAACUCUUCAUCCUGCAUUUCAAGAAGUUAAGUUUGUCUAUCAACCAAUUAAGGUUUCACUUGGGAAAAGUACACUUCAGAUAAAGAACACUCAUUUUUUUGAAACAACUGAAGCACUGGAAUUUAGUUGGGCUGCUCAUGGGGAUGGGUGCAAAAUUGGUUCUGGAAUCCUCUCUCUCCCACCAAUAGAACCCCAAAGUAGUUUUAAUAUAGAAUGGGAAUCUGGUCCAUGGUAUUCCUUAUGGGCUUCUUCUUCUGCGGUGGAAAUUUUUUUGACAAUAACUGCAAAACUCCUGCAUUCUACACGCUGGGUUGAAGCUGGUCAUGUCAUUUCGUCUACACAAGUGCAACUGCCGGCCAAAAGAGAAUUUGUUCCUCAUGUCAUCAAAACUAAAGACUCUACCCUCCUCAGUGAAGUUCAUGGGGAUAAGAUUAGGGUCAGCCAGCAGAACUUUUGGGAGAUGGAACUAAACACUCAAACAGGAUCCAUUGAGUUCUGGAAGGUUGAAGGAGUACCUGUGGUGAAUAAAGGGAUAUUCCCAUGUUUUUGGCGAGCACCAACAGAUAAUGACAAAGGGGGAGGUGCAAAUAGCUAUUUAUCUAAAUGGAAAGCUUCCCUUCUUGAUAACCUGUUCUUUUUUACAGAAAGCGUUUCCAUACAGCAUAUGGAAGGCCAUCUUGUGAAAAUAGCUAUUCUCUAUGUUGGUGUCCCAAAGGGCAAGGAAAAUUCACUUCCCCAGUUGGAGAAAGCACAUAUUUUAUUCAAGGUUGAUAUGACUUACACGAUCUAUGCUUCUGGAGACGUCAUUUUGGAAUGCAAUGUUGCACCAAGUUCUAAUCUUCCGCCUCUGCCACGCAUUGGGGUUGAAUUCCAUUUGGACAAAUCAAUGAAUCAAAUCAAAUGGUACGGUAAAGGGCCAUUUGAAUGUUAUCCAGAUCGGAAAGCGUCUGCCCAUGUGGGGGUGUAUGAGCAGAAUGUGGGUGACAUGCACGUGCCUUAUAUUGUUCCUGGGGAAUGUGCCGGUAGAGCAGAUGUUAGAUGGGUAGCAUUUCAAAACAAUGAUGGUCUUGGAAUAUUUGCCUCCAUAUAUGGCAGCUCUCCACCAAUGCAAAUGAGUGCAAGUUACUACACCACAGCAGAACUUGACCGGGCAACACAUAAUGAAGAGCUUAUUAAAGGAGAGGACAUUGAGGUGCAUCUUGACCACAAGCACAUGGGUUUGGGUGGAGAUGAUAGCUGGUCUCCUUGUGUUCAUGACAAGUAUCUGAUUCCUGCUGUGCCAUACUCAUUCUCUAUAAGGUUGUGUCCAGUGACUGCAGCCACCUCUUGCCAUGACAUAUACAAGUGCCAACUACAGAAUUAAUAGCUUUAUCAGGUACUUGGAUGACUAGAAUGUACGAAAACAACUUCUUGAAAUGCAAAGAGGCAUUAACUGUAAUAUUUUCCUAUGGAACUUGUUAUCUAUGGAGGUUUACAACUCCUUCCGCUAGAAACCUCCUCAAAUAAUCCGUUGCUGAUCAGGAAAAAACAUGAAUAAAACCUUUCAACUAAUUGAAUCUGUUUUGUUCAACUGCA